CUAUAGAACAGCCCUAUGACAUGACGAACAACAUAAAACGAUAAGGUUUGAAACAUAUAAUAGGCUAAAAGAGGAAACGAGAGAGAGAGAGAGAGAGAGAGAGAGGAGCAAUUGACAAGCAUUCACAUGACUUGUGUCGCCGAACGUGGAUAUUUCUGUGAUAGCGCACCAGUCCAAAGACACAGCAUGAGUCAAUGGAAACAAAUUCAACAGCUCCAGAUCAAAUACCAGGAGCAGGUGGGAUACCUUUAUGAUGACAACUUCCCUAUGGACAUACGGCAGGUGCUCUCCAACUAUAUUGAGAGCCAGGACUGGGAUACUGCCGCAAACCAUGAGUCCAUGGCGACAGUUCUCCUCAGCAAUCUCCUGUCUCAGCUGGACAGGCAGUGUUCUCAGGAACAGAACUUCCUACAAAGACACAACUUGAAGUUCAUCUACCAGCAGUUACAGACUAAAUGCAAAGCCAACCCUCUGCUGAUGGCCGGGGUCAUUUCCACUUGCCUCAGAGAGGAGCGUCGUAUCAUCUCUACAGCCAGCAUUCAGGAACAGGGCCCAUUGGAGAAGUCAAUGCAGAAUUCGGUGGCCUUCGAGAGACAGAAGAACAUGGACAACAGGGUGGCUGUGAUCAGGAGUAGUGUGCAGAUGAUGGACCAGGCAGUGAAAUACCUAGAAGACAUGCAAGACGACUUUGACUUCCGCUAUAAAACUCUCCAGUCUCGAGAUCCAGUGGACAGGAACACAGCGGCGAUGAAACAGGAAGUGACCCGACUGCAGGAGAUGCUCAACAACCUGGACUUUAAGAGGAAGGAGAACCUAUCUAAGAUGAGUGACGUGAUAAAAGAGAUUGAUGCUCUGAUAGUCUCCCAGCUGAACCCAGAGCUGAUGGAGUGGAAACGCAGGCAGCAGGUCAACUGUAUAGGUGGGCCACUGCUCACUGGACUGGACCAGCUCCAGAACUGGUUUACUCUGACAGCCCAAAGUCUGUUCCAGAUGAAGCGUCAGCUGGACAAACUGGGGGAGCUUAUAUUAAAGGUGACGUAUGAGAGUGACCCCAUCCCACUGCAGAGACCGCAGAUGGAGGAGCAGGUCAAAUACCUCAUCUACCACCUCAUCAAAAGCUCCUUUGUGGUGGAGAAGCAGCCAUGUAUGCCAACCCACCCCCAGAAACCUCUCAUCAUCAAGACCGGGGUGCAGUUCACCACCAAAGUCAGAUUGCUGGUCAAACUUCCAGAGGUGGAUUACCAACUAAAAGUGAAGACAAUAUUUGACAAGGACCUCCCCCCUGGCAGAGUAAAUCGUCAGUUCUUCAUCCUGACUACCACCACCAAAGUAAUGGACGUGGAGGAAUCAUCCAAUGGCUGCCUGUCUGUAGAGUUUCGACACUUGCAGCUGAAAGAGAAGAAAUACGUUAAUGGAACCAAGGUGAACGAGGGUCCUGUCUCUGUGACGGAGGAGCUCCACUCCCUCAGCUUUGAGGCCCAGUUCAACAUACAGGGCAUUAACAUCGACCUGGAGACCUGCUCCUUUCCUCUGGUGGUCAUCUCCAAUGUUAGCCAACUGCCUGGAGGUUGGGCAUCUGUCAUGUGGUACAACCUGCUGACUGACGAACCUAGGAACCUGGGCUUCUUUGCCAGUCCUCAGCGGGCCAGUUGGGGCCAGCUCUCUGAGGUACUGAGUUGGCAGUUCUCCACCUUCGCUGGGCGGGGCCUCAACAGGGAACAGCUGUGCAUGCUAGGAGAGAAACUCUUGGGUCAGCAAGCCUCCCAAAACGAAUGUCAGGUAUCCUGGUCCAAAUUCUGCAAGGAGAAUAUUCAUGGGAAGAAUUUCAGUUUCUGGAUGUGGCUGGAUUCCAUCCUGGAGCUCAUCAAGAAGCACCUACUCCCCAUCUGGAACGACAACUGCAUCAUGGGUUUUGUCAGUAAGGAGACUGAGAGGGCCCGUCUGAAGGACAAGGAGCCUGGGACUUUCCUGCUGCGCUUCAGCGAGAGCCACCUGGGCGGGAUCACCUUCACCUGGGUGGAGCAGUCCGAUAGUGGAGAGGCCAAGUUCAUCUCGGUGGAGCCGUACACCAAAUCACGCCUCAGCGCUCUCCCGUUUGCCGACAUUAUCCGGGACUACAAGGUCAUCACAGACGGAGAGGUCCCUGAGAACCCACUAAAGUUCCUCUACCCAGACAUCCCCAAAGACGAGGCCUUCGGACGACUUUACAACAGCCAGCAGAGCAAAGUCUUUCCAUACAUACCAUCUAUGCUGAUCCCCAUCUCAACUUUGCAAACCACACCUCCCCCCUGCUCCUCCCCAGAACCCCCCAUGUCCCCUGGGAUGUUUGACAUGCUCACCCAGCACCUCAGCCCCUUGGAGAUUGAGACUGCCAUGAGUUCUCCGUACUCCGAGUAACACAAGAUGACCUGCCGAGUAUGCCAAGUACACAGUCUCUACUGAAUUCCUGCACAAGUGUAAUUUUCUCUUACAUCUGAUCACAAUACAUUGCUCUUCUACCCAACUGUUAGUAUUGUCUUUGAGCCCUUUGUCAUGAAAACAAAGAUAUAAUAUUAUGUUUUGAGCAUAAAGUAGAUAUUACAUGCAAGGCGGUAUUGAAUGUGUCCAGAAUACAUCUAGCUUGUUAUGUCUCUUCUCAUAAAUUGACAUCUUUAUUACUUCUGUGCAAGCACACUAUUGCUUUAUGUUUGUGUCUGUGUGCACAAGUAAUGUUAGUAUGUUAUUAUAUAUAUAUAUAUAUACAUAGUGUCUUAUGCCCCGCUAUCAAGAACCAAGUUUUGUACAAAUAAUACAUGUUUAUUAUCGCUUUAAUCACUUUUUGUGUUUUCAUUAGUUUACCAAUUGGAUAUUUUUGCACUUAGAGCCCAAGGUGUAAUGGUCCCAUUUUCAUUGACACGCCUUUCCACCAGCAAAAGGGUUAAACAAAAUAUGAUUUCCCCCUUUCAACUGUCUUUACCACUGAGUAAUAGUAUACCUGUAGGUAAUAAUAAUAAAUAAUAAUUCAUGAAA
Molecule: messenger RNA, 3009 nt
Organism: Oncorhynchus keta (chum salmon)
Lineage: Eukaryota; Metazoa; Chordata; Actinopteri; Salmoniformes; Salmonidae
Gene: stat4
Product: signal transducer and activator of transcription 4
Exons: 23
Coding region: 127-2397 (756 amino acids)
Biological process (GO): regulation of transcription by RNA polymerase II; cytokine-mediated signaling pathway; defense response
Molecular function (GO): DNA-binding transcription factor activity, RNA polymerase II-specific; RNA polymerase II cis-regulatory region sequence-specific DNA binding
Source: RefSeq, a predicted model, not a curated record